Molecule: messenger RNA, 9102 nt
Organism: Trichogramma pretiosum
Lineage: Eukaryota; Metazoa; Arthropoda; Insecta; Hymenoptera; Trichogrammatidae
Gene: rho-5
Product: inactive rhomboid protein 1
Exons: 18
Coding region: 333-6074 (1913 amino acids)
Biological process (GO): regulation of protein secretion; regulation of epidermal growth factor receptor signaling pathway
Cellular component (GO): endoplasmic reticulum membrane
Molecular function (GO): serine-type endopeptidase activity
Source: RefSeq, a predicted model, not a curated record
AGAAGGAAAAACAACGCGCGGCCAGACUAGAAGGAAAAAACUCGAGCUCGAAGCGUGUUGUGAUGCAGAGUCAAAAGGCAGGACAGAUCGAGCGGGAACCUUCGAAAAAGGCCUGUGCCGCUAACAUAGAGCAGCAGCAGCAGCAGGGCUGCACCGUGCGCAAAGAGGAGAGCAGCCGCGCCGAGGCUCGGUGAGCAGUGCGACGGGCCGAGCAGGCCGCAGCGGCCCGUUGCCAAAAUCAGCAGCAGCGAGUAUCGGCGACUUUUAGCAGCACAAGCAAAGUCGACGAACAGCAGAACAGAUGUCUUGACAGCGGGCCCAGGGCCAGCAGGAUGCCGACGGACGAUGACUAUGGCCGAAGAGAACGUCUCUUACUGCAUCAGCAGCAACAGCAACAGUCAGGAUCCAGUAGUAGCCAAUACAGCAGCAACAAUCAACAGCAGCAAUCGCUGUUACCCUCGGCCUCGCCGCUCCACGCUGGAGGAGGAGGAGGAGGCGGUGGAGGAAACAACAGCAGCACCGCCGGCAACAACGGCAACAGCAACAACGUCGACUAUUACCAUCAUCACGCAGGCUCCAAGCAGUCGCAGCAGCAGCAGCAGCAGCAGAAUGACCCACUGCUCGCCCGACAGAUAUCGCAAAGUCUCAUGGGCGAGCACCAUCGCUACGGGGCCGUGCGCCAUGGAUACGUCUCGGGCCAAGCUGCUGCUGCCUCUGAAGCCAAUACUUACCAAUUGCCAUCUGCUGCCGAGCGCUCUCAUCAGCAGCAGCAGCAAAACUCAAAAAGCAGCAACGGGAACAACGAGUACGCGAACGCAGCGGCCGUACUCCACCAUCAACACCACCACCACCACCACCACCAGCAGCACUCUGCGGGUGGCCAGGGUGGCGGGGGGUCUGUUCACCCUUCCGGCGCAGGCCCUACAUUCUCUCCGGAAACUUUCCCGUCUCCGCCGUCGCCCGCACCAGCCAGCGACUGCUUCGUACCUCCGCCGCCGCUGUCGCCAGGCACCCCAGGCGCCAGCGCGGCCUCGCAAUCGUCAAACAGCGCCAACAAGUACAAUCAGUCAGGCGCAUCACAGUCUCUGGUUGGUUAUACUGCUGCUGAUCGUCUUCUUGCCGCCGGUUCUGCGAUCGCCCAGCAGCAGCUCCUCGUCGGUAGAUCAGCGUCACCGGCCAAGGACCACCACCAGCAGCAACAGCAACGGUUUGCAUCGUCGGAACGACUGCUCGGCUCAUCGGAAGCUACCGCCAACAACAAGGAUCAGCAGCAGCAGCAGCAGCAGCCAGGACAGCAGCAACGAUACUGCGUCAGCUCGUCUACCGAGCGACUACUCGCCUCGCCGGUCCUCGGCGCCGUCGGGCUCCAUCAGAGCCACCGACUGCUCAGCUCGUCGCCGAUACACGCCCCCGUGCCCGAGAGGUUCGCCAGCGGUAACGGCAACGCCAGCGGGAACAACGGCAGCAAGUCCUCGCCGCUGCACGACAGGUACCAUCAUGGCUCGUCGUGCUCGGAGUCGUCCUCCUCGAGGUACGUCUCGAGCUCGCCGAAUCCGGAAGGCCGCUACUCCUCGAGCGAGAGGAUCCUCGGCAGCUCGGGGCAAGAGUCACAGCAGCAGCAGCGCAGGUACUCGCAGGACCAGGGCGAAGCCUCGUCGCUUUGUCAAAAGUACGAAACUCACGACCCAAGGACGUCGGCUUCGCCGGCCCCGGACUACGGCGCCAGGUAUCAAGCUUACCAGGACUGCGUCGGCGGCGGCCAAAAUGGCUCGGAGCGAGGAAGCGGAUCGAGCAGGGCGUACCAGAGCGGAGACCGUUUCAACGAUCUGGCCAUGCAGAGGUUCGCGGCUCAGAGCAGGCCGCUUGAUAGGUUUGCUGCCGCCGAGCAGAGAUACCUGUCGAGCGGAGCUGGUGGAACCACUGGACACGACGUCCGACAGUCCAAUACUGUCGAGAUAGCCAGGUAUACUUGCAACGCGUCGACGGAGCGUCUGCUGUCCUCGUCCUCGUCGCCGUCGUUAACGGAAGCAACGAGCGGCGGUGGCUCCAAUCAUCACUACGGCAAUUCCGUUGGUUCCCAGAGUGUCGUAAACGGCGGUAGUAGCAGCUACCUAUCGCCAACAUCCGACGGCGCGAAUCCGUCCGGUCACUGUUACUCCCAACAGCAGCAGCAGCAGCAGCAGCAGCAGUCUUCCAAUAAGCAUCAGCACCACCAGCACCUUCAUCACCAGUCUCAGCACCAGAUGUCGAAAUCCGUGCAGAGCAGCUACGAUCAUCUGGCCGACGUCGAUCACGCGCCGACGAGAUACGGCGGCAGCAGCAGCGAUCGCUACAGCGAUCUCGAGGGCAGUGGUGGCAGCAGCAGAUACGGUCGAGGCGACAGGUAUCACUGCGCCACGACGGACCGUUACUCGCCGGCCCACGGCCAUCACCACGUCGACAAGUACCUGUCGUUGCCCAAGCCCAAGGACAGAUACAGCACGACGAGCGGCAGGAUAGGCGGCAGCAGCUGCGCCGGCUCGUUGUCGUCCGGCGGUAGCUACGUUCCACCGGCGGCUCACACACCGGUGGAGAGGUACGUGCCGCAGCCACCGCCCGAGGUGCUGUAUCCGGAGCGUUUCUCGGACCGUUACACGACGACCACGUCCACGACGACGGAACGCUUCGUACUGGCGGCCGAGGCGGCCGCGAGCGGUGGUACGAGCGCCGCUGGCAGCGAAUCCUACCUGCGUGGCUUUCACUACCGAUUGCCGCCCAGUGGCUAUCCGUAUCAGACGGCGCCUCAUCAGGGCCACUUCCGGCUCAGGGGCGGUCUGAAUUAUCAAUCGCCGGCGCGUCUGAGCGGCAGCCCGGGCUCCAGCAGUACGGGCAGCUCGAGCUCCAACGCCCAGCGCGACUCGAGCUUUUCCACCUCGCCUCUGCUGAGGCCGAAAAAUCGCGAUUACUCGAAACAGCAACAGCAACAGCAGCAACCGCAAUGCUGCGCCGAAACGUCGCAGUCGUCGCAGUCGUCGCAGUCGUCGCAGCAGCAACAGUCGCAAACGAGGGCGACGCAACAAACUGCGAGCUGCUGUCAACAAGUUAGGAGAUCCGUGCCUCCGGGCGCCCUGUCGACGAUACCUCAGCAGCAGCAGGCCAGCGCAGCGGCGGCGGCAGCAGCCAGUUGGCAAGCCUCGCCCAAUUCGGCGACGACCAAUAGUUCAUCGAUAUCCGAUGGCUCGGAACAGCAGCAGCAGCAACAACAACAGCAACAGCAGAGUCUCAACCUUUACCCGGUCGGUCAACAGCAGCAGUCGACGGAAUCGAGCUCGACGACCCCGACGACGAGUAGCACGGCGUCUACCGCCACCUGUCCAGCAGGAAGCGGAAACAGCAGUAGCAACUCGUCGUCACAGCAGCAGCACCACCAGCACCAGCCGCAAUCGUCGCUGCAGAGCAAUGUACAGCGUAGCGUGUCGGCACCGACUGGCCCGAGGCCGCAGAUGCUCUCGACCGGCAGCAAUACCAGUACGGCGAGCAUACCGUUGCCCGGGACUAGCCAGAGACAGGCUAACAACGGCAACAGGACUCUGAGGAGAAAUCAGAGCCGCACCGAAGCUAUCAAAAACUACAUCAAACGCGAGACUGCCACGUUCUUCGGCGUCGACGAGGAAAGCGAGGCGGCGGAGAGGCAGAAAUGGCUCGACCGGCGAAGGCGAAUGGCCUCGAGAAAAUACGGCGCUCUGCUGCCCGAGUACAAACCGCCGGAUCCCGAUAUAACCAAAGAUGUGCCGGAUGCUUUAGAAGUCACCGACUCUGUCACGCUGAGAAAAUGGCAGAGACCAGCAAGAACAAAAGACUCGGUCGCAAGGAUGACGCUCUCGGGCAUCCAAUACUUGGUCGAUACGCUGAGACGUCAGCGACCGCUGUCGGACCGGGGCGAGACUUCCCGGAGUUUUCCGCCGAGUGCCACGCACACGACGACAGAGGACGUCCUGCACACGGACGAGGGGGCCACCUCCGAUCCCAACGCCGAGGACGACGACGAGGAGGAAGCCUUCUUUCGAGCUCCUCAAGGACUUCAACAACAACAGCAGCAGCAACAGCAGCAAAUAGACGGCCAAAGCCAAUUGACCGACGAAAUAAUGAGCGCCGCCGCCGCCGCCGCUCAAGGAAAAUCCAUCGACGUCGAGGACGGUGGAGGUGCUGGUGCGGGAGCAGCUGCAGCGGCCACACUGGAUUCCAUUAGAAUUGGCGUCGACUCGAUGUGGAGUGCCGAAAGCUUAACGAGCGCGGAUAAACAGCAGCAGCAUCCGGAGGAAAGGGCUAGCAUCGACGGUCACUCUAGACGAGCGGCGGCUCACAAGGCUAUAUCAUCCAAGGACCAUUAUACGCUCAGAACCAGGCCAGAGCCAGAGGUGCAAUAUCACCAUCCGCAAGCCGAGGCAAUAUUGCCAAGGGUGAAAACGACUUUCGGCGGUAAACGCAUACACCCGAGCACCAUCGAUCGCGUCUUCGAUAACAGCAACCGCAGGCUCUACGGCAUGGGCAUCGUUGGACGUUUCUUCGGGCGAUCGUUUCGCAAGAGCGUCGCCCAGAAACCGGACGUCAGGAGGCAGCUGGACGACUUUGAGGAUCAUCGGCCGUACUUCACUUACUGGAUAACCACCGUGCAGCUGCUCAUACUCAUCAUCUCGCUGGCCUGCUACGGCUUCGGGCCCGUCGGCCUCGAUCUUCAUCAUCGCUCGAGCUUGGUGCUGGUUACGUCGCUUUCGUUGCAACAGGUCGAGUAUCAAGAGCCCGCGAACUUUUGGCUCGGCCCCCGGGCCUCCGAUCUCAUACAUCUGGGCGCCAAGUUCGCGCCCUGCAUGAGACGCGACAUCAAGAUACUCAAGGAGAUCGACGUGUGGCGGGAAAAGGAGCGAGACACCGCCUGCUGCAUCAGGAACGACGACUCGGGCUGCGUGCAGUCUAGUCGCGCCGAGUGCUCUGUCCGGGGGAUGAGCUCCACUUCUACGAACACAAUAUCGACGUGGAAAAAGUGGGGCCCCGCGGACAGCGGACCCGGUGGUCGCAUAAGCGGCUCGGUUUGCGGUCUAGAUCCUAAAUUCUGCGACGCUCCAGCUAGCAUAGCACCGUACGAAUGGCCCGACGACAUCACGAAAUGGCCCAUUUGUCGGAAAAUCAAUCCGUUCAGUCAGCGCUUCAGAAGCAAGCAAGAGUCCAACGGGCCGGGAAACGCCAACUUUCCGAUCGGCUACAAGGAUAAGAUGGCAGAGCACAUGGUGUGCGAGGUGAUCGGUCAUCCCUGCUGCAUCGGCAUACACGGCACGUGCCGCAUCACCACCAAGGAGUACUGCGACUUCGUGCACGGCUACUUUCACGAGGAGGCCUCGCUCUGCUCGCAGGUCGAGUGCCUGCACGACGUCUGCGGCAUGAUACCGUUUCUGCAUCCCGAGUGGCCGGAUCAGUUCUAUCGACUGUUCACGACGACGUUUUUGCACGCUGGCAUAUUUCACAUAGCCAUUACGCUGUUGGUUCAAUAUUUCUUGAUGAGAGACUUGGAAAAACUGACUGGUUCGGUGCGCAUAGCGCUGAUCUACUUCAUCGGUGCUUUGGCUGGUAAUCUUGCCAGUGCCAUUUUCGUGCCCUACAGAGCAGAGGUCGGUCCUGCGGGUGCCCACUUCGCUCUGCUGGCCACUCUGGUCGUGGAGGUGCUGCACUGUUGGCCGAUGCUGAAAUAUCCCCGGCGAGCCCUCAGCAAGCUCAUGAUCAUCUUAGUAGGUCUGCUGAUGCUCGGCGUUCUACCUUGGGUCGACAAUUACGCCCACCUGUUCGGCUUCAUAUUCGGCUUUCUCGCCGCGUACGCCCUCAUGCCGUUCAUCUCGUUCGGACACUACGAUCGCCGUCGCAAGAUCUUCGUCAUCUGGAUCUGCUCGCUCCUCAUACUCGGCCUCUUCGGGCUGCUGCUGGCGCUGUUCUACAACGUCCCCAUGUACGAGUGUGAGCUCUGCAAGCUGUUCAACUGCAUACCGUUCACGCGGGACUUUUGCGCCUCGCAGAACAUCAAUUUCAAGCGCGAGGAGCCGGUAUGACGUAGGGGGCCGCGGCCACCGGUCGGUGCAGCGGGGCGCGCUUAUUGGCAGCCGCUCGGCCCAUCGUCUAUUAUCCUGCUUCUCGCGAGCAAAAGAUGUUUAUUCACGAGUUACUACUACCGCUUGUUGUUCGGUGAUAGCGAGACCUUGAAGAAAAAGCCUGGACUCGUGCAGCGUCUCAGACUCGCCGUCGACGCUAUCUGUUGUCGUUGUUGCUGUUUCUGUUAAACACUUCUUUUAUACUUGUCUAUUUUUUCUUGUUUGUGACUAGUGCAGUAGCAAAAUCCGUACGUACGCAUUAAUUAUGACAUAGACGCGUAACGAUUAGCAAUGUGACUGUUCGAUUACUUAAAAAGACUUAGCUUCGUAAUAAUAAGAAAUUACGGGUUGAGUUGCUCUCAUUUCACGAUAUAACUAGCAUUUAUUAUUAUUAUUGUGCAGUGAUUACGAUAAAUGAUAAUUAAACAAGCAUGGAAGGUAUUUUUUAUCGAACCACUCUCAAAUAACGUAUGCAUGCGAAAUGCACGAGCCAGAAAAUUAAAUACUAACAAUAGUGACAAUAUAUCGUGCACUAUUAUAUAUGUAUGUAUAAAUACAUAAGUAUCGUCCUCGAUAAUAAUACAGACUGCCCAAUAACAAUAUCUAUAGAAAAAGUCUGAUAUCUGUGCAUUUGCGAAAUUGGAGAAUAAAUAUAAGCAUAGGUUGUUUUAAACAAAAAGUCAAUCACAAGGUGGAGGAUAAUGAAAAAUACGAUUUUCAGUGUUAGUAAUGUUUGAACAGAAUUAACAUAGAAGAGCAAUCAUUGGAUACACACUUUACUUCACAGAUCUGUGGACAGAGUUGUUCGGCACAAUAUUAGCAAGAUUAUUAUUUUCAAGAACUAUAACUACGCGAUAGAGUUCGACUUUUAACUGUUUGUUUUGCUACUGCCAGUUUUUUUCUUCCUAUAAAAAUUCUUAUUCGACAACAGCUGCAUGAUAAAAUAACGUGUUCAUCGGUAUGGCCGACGAUAAAAAAAUUAAAAAUUAAUGCCUUAAAAAGUAAGAAAUUGAUCCCAUACCAACCGAUGACGGAAUAAUAAAAUAAGCGAGCAAAGUGACGCGUGAUAUGAAAAAAAAGAAAAUAAAACGUGAUUUGCCCGUAUAAGGGCGUUUGUAUAUAUUUCAUAUAGGUUUAUAAAUAAUGUGUAUUUAACUUUACUUAAUAGAUAUAAAACAAAUUAUACGAAAAAAUUUAAAAAAGUCGCCGUUUAUAGUAUCUUCUAAUCCCUUUUCGAAGUAUUAACAUAUUAAAGAACGAUUGAUGAACGAGUUAAAUAGACAUUAUCUCAAAAAAGAACUCUCAAAUGCAAAGCAUCAUCUUGAGGAGACAUAUACCAUCGUAUACUUUGUGGACUUUGCAAAUUGAAAAAAAAAGAAAGUCUUUCGCAAUGUUAGGCGUUUUAAGAUUGCAAGAAUUCUUGCUUAUGUGUGCGUGUAAAUAAACCCGGAAAAAAUGUCGAGCAUAGAACGAAGAAUCGCUGAAAACAAAAGGGCAGAAAAAUCGGUAGAUUCUUGUUCAAUACCUCAUAAAUGAUAUAAACGACUUUUAUUAAAAAAAAGUAGUAUAAUAAGAUGAUAUAAUCUAAAAAAAUCACAUUGAGGUUUACAAAGUGUUUAUUGGAUCGUUCGCAACGAUUAAAAAUUGAAGAGGAAAAAAUCCAAGGUGUACUCGCGGCAAAAUGAUCUCGAUAGUGCAUUUUUUACCGUAAUCGACGAUAGAAAAAAACAUAAAACUCGAUUGUUGAAAAUAUUUAUUGUGAGUCCGUGAGUAUAAGAUACGAUAUUAAUGAUAUUAAACGUAUAUCAAACAAAAAAUAAAAGUCUAAAUCAAUGUUUUCCCGACGACUGUAUAUAUUAAUGAAAAUACAAUUAGAUGAUGAAACGAUCAGGAGGAUUAUCGAUUUAGCUACAAAUAUAAAUUAACGCAACAUAUGCUUGAAAAAUAAGUAAGAAAAAACGUCAAGUUUAACGAAACGAUUAAAAACGUUGUAACCAAUACAAAACGGGGAAAACGAAAAAUGGUAUUAGUGAUUUGUAGAGUUAUUAUUACGCACAUCUGACAUUAUGUAUAUGAAAGAACAGCCGAAUGGUGAGAUGAAUAAAUAAGACACACUCUUUAAUAAUUAUUAAAAGUAAAAACCAAAGUAACAUCUACACUCAAUAAUAAAGCGUACAGACAAGAAACAAAUACACGAUUAUUAUAAGACUAUCAGUAUAUAUGAAAGAAAUUAUUUCGAUUUUUCUCAAGUGUAUUUAAGCUAAACAAAGUAAACGUAACUUUCACACCAGAGAAUACAUGCUGCAUGAAAGAACGUUUAAAGUAUAACAAAAAAAAAUAUGUUAGCGACGAUUAAAGUUAAUUAUCAGUACUGUGUAACAUUGACGCGAAUGAGUGUAUUUUAUUAAAUAAGAGGCAGAAGAAAAAUUGGGCUAAUCGCGUGAGUGAGGCGGUAAUAUCGCACGUAAUGUGUAAGUCGGAGUGCUUGCGAGGGUGCGUGUGAAUCAUCAAUCUUGUGCCACGAAAUACUGUUCUGUUUUUUACUCUUGAAAAAAUGCCCCUAUUCCCCACUUAUAAAAACGUACUUGUAUUGUUGAACGAAAGAGAGACGUGAGAAUCUUUAUCAAAUUGGCUGUGGUGUACAUCGCUUUACUCUUAUAAUAAUUAUUUUAUGAGAAAAUCGAGACUUCGAAAUUGAUCGUAUAUUUCAUUAGUGAAUUGGUUUCGAUUAAAUAAUAGGCAGAAUGAGUGAAAUUUUGAUAGAGCGCCUUGAAACGAAAGUAAAAUUGUUCGUGUCACAAUGAAGGAGCGUGGAUACAUUAAUUCGACAAACGUGAAUUGUUUUAUUUCUCGCGAAAAUGUAGGAAUCUGGAUUUAUAUAAAAUGAGAGUUAUUAGAUGUGGAUUGGUUACUUAAUAUAUAUAUAUAAUUCAAUACGUAGCAUUUUAUGAGAAUACUUUUUAAUAAAUGUCUGUUGAGCAAACGAUUU